Molecule: messenger RNA, 1019 nt
Organism: Polychytrium aggregatum
Lineage: Eukaryota; Fungi; Chytridiomycota; Chytridiomycetes; Polychytriales
Exons: 5
Coding region: 82-942 (286 amino acids)
Source: RefSeq, a predicted model, not a curated record
AGCCCAUCUCACCAGGCCGUUUUGUCUGCCGUCCAGCCAUCGCCUCGUCCUCCUCCUGCAUCCGUUCUUUGCCCCGCAUCGAUGAACUCGUCGGACCCAUCGAACUCCGGCAUCUCCGCCGAGGCUACCUCGAAUCCCGCCUCAGCUCCAUCGGCCCCAGGCUUCCGCCCCAUCCAACAGCAACAACACCAGCACCAGCAGCAGCAGCAGCAGCACCAGCAGCAGCAGCAGCAGCAGCAGCAGCAGCAGCAGCAAUCGGCGCCGCCGCCCACUCCCCAUCCUGAGCACCCCGACCCCGUUGCCAUGCGAACCUUUUUCCUAGAGUCGCUCCAUACCCAGGCCAAGCGGACCGAGCACUGGGACGAGAUCUGUUUUGUGUAUUUUAAGCAGACGAUCGAGGGUCGGGAACAUCACAUCGAUCCCCGGACUCAGCUCGUCUGCUUUACGAAAAAGGCAAUGGAUUUGCCGUCCAAGACGGAUUCGCAAGGUCAUCUCAUCAUCAAAUACUCAGAUGACUUUUACGAGGUGGCCAAGCACAUUCGAGCGAUGGAACCAACGAAUGUCACAGACAGCAAUUCAUCAACGGCCUCGCCGGCCUCGCCGCCUGCCUCAUCAUCCGCGACCGAGCCGCCCUCGAUUUCGUUCUCGACAAGAUCCGGCCCGUUGCCGGACAACGGCACAUCCGAGCUCCCAUACAUGGAAGUCGAUAUCGUUUCGGAGUGUGUCCGAUUGGGCGACGACUCACAAAAGUAUAUUGGCCGGAUAUUCCGUCCUCAUGCCAAUUUCGCCAAAAAGUAUGCCGAGAGCUGGAUGGACGGCAAACAGUUCGACCUCCUCUAUCGGAUAGGAAGCUCGACCUUCACAGGCGAACCCGUCAAGUUGGCUGGGCAGAUCCUCAAGAAGUGGUGCAUCUGGAGCGGCAUCGGCAAGGGCGACCAGUGAACACCUCUGGGCCAAACAAUAUCCCUCCCGUCUGGGUGUUGAAUUCCUCAGCAAGCCUAUCGCCCGCCGAGACAGUC